This is a messenger RNA of Vitis vinifera (wine grape), 988 nucleotides long. Its product is annotated as cysteine-rich and transmembrane domain-containing protein WIH2. The coding region runs from base 288 to 716 and encodes 142 amino acids. Lineage: Eukaryota; Viridiplantae; Streptophyta; Magnoliopsida; Vitales; Vitaceae. The transcript has 3 exons. The record is from RefSeq and is a predicted model, not a curated record.
GGUCACCUUGAUUUAUCGCUUUUAUCUUGCUUAAUCUUGUCUAAAGACAAAAAUUUGUCUGAUAGGUAUUACACUUGACGGCUAUUUUUGAAGAGGUGAGCUAUUAGAUUGAUGGAUAAGUCUUAUCAUUCCAAUGUCUUCCAUGUCUUUCUUUUUAUAAAUUGGGUGCAUUGAAUUCCAUAUAUUCCAUAUAUUGCAAGACGUGUGCGACCAUUGUGCGACCAUUUUUGCCAUGGUAUAAGAGUCUUUCAUUGUCCCACUCUUCACAUGUUAUUGUGAAAUUGAAGAUGAGUUACUAUCCCGAAAAGCCUCCGAUCUUCGACCAUCCGACUCCUCCUCCGACUGGGUAUCCGCCAGCCGGAUAUCCGCCGGUAGAGAGAGCGAAUCAACCAUCGGAGACAACCUAUCCGUCACCACAAACAGCAUAUCCGCCCCAACAUACGACUUAUCUUCCACCACAGACAGCCUAUCCGCCACCACAGGCAGCCUAUCCACCACCACCAGAAACAGCAUAUCCGGCAAUAGAGAAGGCGCAUCCGCAACCAGCUACGGCAUAUUCAACACCAGUCUAUGGUGUACCAGGGGGACAACCACCACCACCUCAAACUGUAGUUAUCAAUCAGACGCCAGCGGAAUCAUCAUGGUGUUGUUGCAGUUGCUUGGCAGCAUGUUGUGCUACCUGCUGCUGCUGCUUAGCUCUGGACAUGUGCUUCUGAUAUAAAUCUACCCGACGGCGGCGGAGAAGUGAUGACAAUUUGACAAUUGAAGUCAAUAGCAGCCGUUGAAGUAUGAUGGGAACAUUUUGGUUUUCUUAGUGAAUAAGGAGUUGAUGACUUUCCUUCUAUUUAUUGAAAUUACGUUGUGAAAAAAAGAUUGCUUUACUCAUUGAAAAUAUUAUGUUGUAUGUCUAAUGGCGUAAGCCAUCACUUCUCUCCAACCACUUUUUGAUCUCUUUCAAUAUUUAUCUACACUUAUGUUUUUGUUUAAA